Suricata suricatta (meerkat) is the source of this 1499-nucleotide messenger RNA. RefSeq names its product mesothelin (gene MSLN). The coding region runs from base 170 to 1375 and encodes 401 amino acids. Gene Ontology annotation, cellular component: cell surface. The record is from RefSeq and is a predicted model, not a curated record. NCBI's taxonomy places the organism in Eukaryota, Metazoa, Chordata, Mammalia, Carnivora, Herpestidae. The transcript has 11 exons. Gene Ontology annotation, biological process: cell-matrix adhesion.
GGCCAGGCUGACUCAGACUCAACACCCCCUGCAGGAGGGGCCGGUUUCCCGGAGCGGGCGGGUCAGGUAGACAGGUCGGUCCUGAGAGCAGGGCUGGAGGCCCAGAGACACCACCUGCGGGGGCCUGAGACUCUUCCAGACCCAUAAGGCCCUGCACUGGCCCAGGACAAUGGCCUUGCAGGCUGCUCUAGCUCCCCUGGGGUCCCGUGGGACCCCCACCCUCGGCAGCCUCCCGCUCCUGCUUCUCAGCCUCGGGUGGAUGCUACCUUCCAGGGUCCAGGCUGCAGACUCAAGACCAGGUGUCAUGACCCCCUGGCUGCGAGGCACCCCCUGGGACCUGUCUUGGCAGCGGCCUGAGCUGGCCGCCAUCCUUCCGAGGGGCCGGCGGGACACCGAGAAGAAGGGCUGCCCCCCGGAGCGCAGGGCCCGCGUGGUGGAUGAAAACCUUGUCUUCUACGAGCCCUGGGAGCUGGCGGCCUGUGUGGACGGGGCGCUGCUGGCCGCUCACAUGGACCGUGUGAACACGCUGCCCUUCACCUACCAGCAGCUGGAAGUUUUUAAGCGCAAAUUGGACCAGCUCUAUCCACAGGGGUACCCCGAGUCCCUGGUCCAGCACCUCGGGUACUUCUUCCGUGAGCUCACCCCCAAGGACAUCCACAAGUGGAACGUGACAUCCCUGGAAACCGUGAAGUCUCUUCUUAAAGUCAGCAGAGGGCAGGAAAUGGAUGCACAGGUGGCUGCCCUGAUUGCUCGCUACCUGGCGGGAGGGGGUGAGCUGGACAAGGCCACCGUGGACGCCCUGGCGGCCUUCCAUCCGACAUACCUGUGCCUCCUCAGUCCUGAGCAGCUGGGCGCGGUGCAGCUCAGUGUUGUCCGGGCGGCCAGGCCCCCUGACCUGGAUGCGUGCGGCCCGGUGCAGAUGGACGUUCUCUACCCCAAGGCCCGAGUUGCCUUCCAGAACAUGAGCGGGUCUGAAUACUUCGAGAAGAUCAAGCCCUACCUGGGUGGGGCCCCCACGGAAGACCUGCGGGCCCUCAGUCGUCAGAACGUAAGCAUGGACUUGGCCACAUUCAGGACGCUUCGGCCCGAGGCAGUGCUGCCGCUGACCAUUGCCGAGGUGCAAAACCUUCUGGGUCCAAACCUGGCGGGCCUGAAGGCGGCGCAGGAGAGCAGCCCCGGGAGGGAUUGGAUCUCGCGGCAGCGCCAGGAUGACCUGGACAGUCUGGGCCUGGGGCUCCAGGGUGGCAUCCCUAAUGGCUACCUGGUCGUGGACCCCAGCUUCCGAGAGGCCCUCUCAGGGGGCGCCCGCCUGCUCGGACCCGGACCUGUGCUCACUGCGGUCCCGACUGUGCUGUGGACUCUAGUCCCGAACUGAGCCCGCUGCUCUGGAUGCCGGACCUGCCCUGCUGUGAGGCCCCGCCUGGCCAGCGUGGCCGCUUGCUCCCUGGCCCACCCCAAGGGGCCUGGGGCUCAAUAAAAGGACGCUUUCCUUCCCUGCA